AUGGAGCAAAUCCUCGCUGGAUCUCUGCUUUCCACCAAAAACACUGCCCGGACAUGCAUUUUUUCUAAGCAGUGGUUACGUGUAUGGCCUUUGAUUCCUGCAUUGGACAUUGAUGAGGUUGAGGAUAAGAAUAAUGAGGAUGAUGAGGAUGAGCAGGCACGCCUUGCAAAAAACGGGAUUCGACAUCAAAGGUUCAUGAACUUCUUGAGCAUGUGUUUGAAGCGAUGUGAGAAAUAUAACAACACAUUAGACAAGUUCAGGCUUCGUAUGAGAUACUUUGGUGAUCGGAACUAUGAUGAUAAUGGGAUCGUAAGCAGGUGGUUGAGUUAUGCUGCUGAAAGAAACAGAAACGUUAAAGAGUUAGACAUCUGCUUCAUAUAUAUACCAGAGUUACCGGCAUACACCCCGUACCGCUUACCACGAACACUUCUCAUCAACAAUGCAGGAUCUUUAACCAUUCUAAAGUUGGAGAAUGUGAUGAUACAGGGCAGCAAUGACCCUACGAGCUUCCCAUGUUUGAGAACUAUGUCCCUCAAACUAGUGGAAUUCAGUAGCAACUUCGCAUUCUUGCAGUUAAUUUCCGGGUGCCCUUACAUAGCUUACUUGUCCCUCAAGCUAUGUACUGGCUUGUCACAGACUCUUAAACUUUCUAGUUUGAGCCUCGAAUCCUUGGAAGUUAUGCAUUGCGGCUCAGUGCGUUUUCAAAUUGAAGCUACGAAUCUUAAAUCUUUUAAACUACAUGGAGGGCUGUACAGCUGGGGCAACGUUGACAUUGCCUCUUGUAAAAAUGUUGAGAGUCUAGAGUUCUUUGAUACAUGCUUGACAGAAACAUGGCUUAGAGGCUUUGCUUCAACGUUUCCCCUCCUGGAGAAUUUGGUUUUACAUGACUACUGGGAAGGACGAAUGAAAAGUACCAAAAUCAUUCCAAACUUAUUGGAUGCUACAAUUUCAAUCCAUAUAGGGAGGGAGCCUAGCUCGUCUUGGAAUCAUCUUCGUCUGAUUAGAUUUCUUGAGAAUUUUGAUUGCUCCAGAAAAUUAAGUCUGCAUGCUGCUGCUCCUGAGGCUCUCAUCUUUCCAGAAGAAGUGAGAAGGUGCCCACCAUUACCAAACCUCGAGCAUCUUCAGGUAGAGAUUAGUUUUACAACCACAGUAAAGAUUUUCUCAUUGCUGAUGGACUCCUUGCAUUGGAUGGCACCAUCUGCGGCGGUUUCUAUCCACAGAACAGAUAUCGAUCCAUAUCCAGAAACAGAAUUACUCAAAACAAUAAUCGGUUCAUUUAUGAAAACUGAUCUUGGUGUUUGA
Molecule: messenger RNA, 1302 nt
Organism: Rosa rugosa (rugosa rose)
Lineage: Eukaryota; Viridiplantae; Streptophyta; Magnoliopsida; Rosales; Rosaceae
Product: FBD-associated F-box protein At1g66310-like
Exons: 2
Coding region: 1-1302 (433 amino acids)
Source: RefSeq, a predicted model, not a curated record